AUGGCGAUUGGAACAAUGGAAGUGAAGCUGGAUGGUGCCAAAGGUCUCAAAAGAACUGGAUAUGGCUGUAUGUGUGUAUUUCUUACAGGUAAAAUAGAUCCAUAUGUUUUGCUUCAGUACAGAAAUCAAGAGUGCAAGAGCACCCCUGCAAAAGGAAAAGGCACUAGCCCAAUAUGGGAUGAGAAGUUUGAGUUCACGGUCGAUUCUCCAUUGGCAGAUGAUGAUCAACACAAACUCGUGCUCAAAAUCAUGGAUCACAACACCUUCCGUACACAUGACUAUCUUGGCGAGGCAACGAUCUACGUGAAAGAACUUAUAGAAUUAGGGGUGGAAAAAGGAAAGGCUGAACUCCAUCCUCAAAAAUACAGAGUUGUCUCCACAAAUAAAACUUAUCAUGGAGAGAUUCAAGUUGGAAUUACUUUCACUGAAAAGGAAGAAAAUAUUGAAGAACAAAAUAUGGCGGAUGAAAGGAAAGCGACUACUAGUUCUUCUAUCAGCUAA
This is a messenger RNA of Fraxinus pennsylvanica, 501 nucleotides long. The record is from the annotation of a GenBank genome assembly. Lineage: Eukaryota; Viridiplantae; Streptophyta; Magnoliopsida; Lamiales; Oleaceae.